Rattus norvegicus (Norway rat) is the source of this 5204-nucleotide messenger RNA. The record is from RefSeq and is a predicted model, not a curated record. NCBI's taxonomy places the organism in Eukaryota, Metazoa, Chordata, Mammalia, Rodentia, Muridae.
UUUUUUUUUUUUUUUUUGUUUGAAACAGUUAAAAAUACAUUUUCCAAGCCUGUAUGUAGCUUUGGCUAGGGUGAUAUAGAUAAAAAUAGCUGGACAGAAUCUACUGUAAAUGCCAUGAAAACAAUAAUCUAAUAGUUUCAAGUCAGGAAGGAACUGAUAAAGCAAAAAAUAAACAGCUUAAACUUUGGCUCCAUUUUACCUUACUAUAUCGCUAUAAGCUAUGAAUAAAGGAAAAAAAUGCACUUUAUCUCAAUAUAAAUGUUUAGGGGGAUUUUUAUGUGUAGGUUUGAGUAUAUACACCUAAUGUAUGUGAGUGCUCACAAAGGCCAGGUGUGAGAUCCCACGUAACUGAGUCACAUUAUAUCCAACUGAAUAGAAUCUAUGUGUAGAGUGGGAUUACUGGGGUGGUUUCUAUGUGUACAUGGAACUACAUGUGCCAGAGUAGAUGUGUGUUAAGGCUGGAAGCCAAAUAGGAAUCUACUUUUAUUGCUCUCCACUUUAUUUUUUAUAAAAUACUUAAUUUUCUGUAUACAUGUGGCCUGAGUACAUAUAUAUAUAUACACCAUAUAGAUGGAGGAAGACAUGGACAUCACAGAGAUAUCUGAUCCCCUGAAACUAAAGUUACAAACAGCUUUGAGCUGACAUGUGGAUGCUGGGAACCAAACCUGAGGUCUCUGUUAAAAAGCAGUAAGUGUUCUUAACUGUGGAGCCAUUUCUCCACACUCCCCCUUCUACCUUUAUGAGACAGGAUCUCUCCAACCUGGAAUUCAACCAAGAACUCUAGACUGGCUAGACUGAUUAGACAGCAAGCUCUUGAGAUCCACUAGGACUGGAGGUAAAUUUUGCUGUAAACACCAACUCCCCCCACUUUAAAUUUAAGAUGUAUGGUCCAGGGCUCAGGUCCUCAUGCUUGUAUGGCAAGAAUUUUACAACUAAGCAAUCUUCACAAAUUUUUACAAUUAAAGAUAUUUUAAUAUAUACUUUAUAUGUAAGUAUAAGGAGAAAAAGAGUUGCUUAGAAAGACAUAAUACAAGAGUAUGAGUAUGGGGUUCUUAAAGAAUUGGUUUAUUAGAGAACAUUUUUAAAAAGUAUAUUUUAAGCAUGAGAAUUAAGAUAAUGACAGUUAGGAAAGGAACAAUAUAUAAUCAAGUGUGGGUACUAGCUUUUCCAGAGAACCAUACUUCAAUGUCUUCACAAUCAAAACACAAGAUUUAGAAAAGUUUUAAAACUAUUAUCUUCAAAGUUACUAAGAAACCUAAAUGGCCUAAGGGAUACCUGACAUGUUUACAACUGAUAAAGACCAAAGAAAAAACAGAAUCUUAGAUAUAUUUAGAAACAAGUAAACUUUAAAAUGUGCUAGCCUCAGUGAAAAUCAACUAACAGUAACACAUUAAAAUUAAGGUUUUAAACCACUGUGUAAAGUUCUGAGUUCACUAUAUAUAAAGCCUUGUGCUAUUCUAAUUGUCCCUUUGUUUUGUUUAAGACAGUCUCCCUAUGUUUGUGUGCAUAUCGUCAACUACAAUCAUGAGGAAAAAGGGAUCAUAGAAGGCAACAUAUACCAUACAACAGUAACAACAAAUAAUGUAUAAGUAUACACAUUUUUUUUGUUGUUUUUUGGUUGUGUUUUUGUUUGAGACAGGCUCUCUGUGUAGUCUUGGCUAUCUUGGAACUCACUCUAUAGAACAGGAUGGCCUACAACUCAAAGGUCUGUCUACCUCUGCUUCCCAAGUGCUGGGUAUAAAGGUAUGUGCCAUCACCACCAAACAAAGUAUAAUUUUUAAAAAGGUCUAAAAUCAAUCCAAGCAGCUAUUUCACAAGAGUAGAAUACAAAUAAAUUACAGAACAAAGAGAAGAAAAAUGUGAACAGAAACCACAUUUGGUUGAUAAGGGAAAAGUAAAGUCAAAAGAUUGGUUCUCUGCAGGGGAAAAUAAAGUCAGUAAAUAUCCAGCUAGUCAAAUCAUCAGAAAGAGCUGCAAGUGCCAGUCAGAGGUAGAGUAUUUAUAUCACCAAGGCCAAAGGAAGAAGGGAGGGUAAAGUUGCCAAAUGAGAACACCCUUUAACAAGAAGCAGUAUGGGGCUGGAGAGAUGGCUCAGCAAUUAAGAGCACUGGUUGCUCUUCCGGAGGACCUAGAUUCAAAUCGCAAAACCCAUAUUGUAGCUCACAAAUGUCUAUAACUCCAAUCUGACACCCUCACAUACAUGCAGGUAAAGUACCAAUGCAUAUGAAAGGUAGGUAAAUGAUAUAUUUUUAAAAAAGCCGUUUCUGAAUAAUUUUGUCAAGUAAAAUAUAGAAAUUCCAUGAGAGAAAACUUUUGAAGUGACUUAAAAAUGAAAAAAAAAAAAAAAAAAUUUGAAUUCGGCCGCUCCUGGGCCGUCCGGGCGCGAUACAUGUGCUGUGGUGGCGUGCACCUCUCACGGUGUGCCUAGCCGCCGAUGCCCAGGCUGCACGACCACGUCUGGAGCUACCCAAGCGCGGGCGCUGCGAGGCCGUACAGCCUCCCGCGAGGCAUGAUUGCGGCGGCCCUCUGUCCGCAGGGCCCCGGAGCCCCCGAGCCCGAGCCCGCGCCCCAGGGCCAGCGAGAGGGAACCGCAGCCUUCAGCACACGACCCGGCAGCUGGCACCAUGACCUGGUGCAGCGGAGCCUCGUGCUCUUCUCAUUUGGCGUGGUCCUGGCUCUGGUGCUCAACCUGCUGCAGAUCCAGCGGAAUGUCACGCUCUUCCCGGACGAGGUGAUAGCCACCAUCUUCUCCUCCGCCUGGUGGGUGCCCCCGUGCUGUGGCACGGCAGCCGCUGUUGUCGGCUUAUUGUAUCCCUGUAUUGACAGUCACCUGGGAGAACCACACAAGUUCAAGAGAGAGUGGGCCAGUGUCAUGCGAUGUAUCGGGGUGUUUGUUGGCAUCAACCAUGCCAGUGCCAAAUUAGAUUUCGCCAAUAAUGUGCAGCUGUCCCUGACACUGGCAGCCCUGUCCUUGGGCUUGUGGUGGACGUUUGAUCGAUCCCUAAGUGGCCUUGGGCUCGGGAUCACCAUCGCCUUCCUAGCCACGCUGAUCACUCAGUUUCUUGUUUAUAAUGGCGUCUACCAGUACACGUCCCCGGAUUUCCUCUAUAUCCGUUCUUGGCUCCUGUGUAUAUUUUUCUCAGGAGGUGUCACAGUGGGAAACAUAGGACGACAGUUAGCUCACAGUGACUGAGUUUGAGCACAUGAUUCAGGGCGGAAGCAGAAUGUGGAGACACUGGUCCUGGGUGUGGUGAAGAUGAUCUUUUUCUCAAUGUUCCAUUUAGACUGGGCUGAUGAUAAAUGACUCCUAAAGAUGCGUUCACGUAGUCUAAAUAGCAAGUGGAGGCAAGGUCUACUUACCUAAAGUCUUAUACCUUGCUCACCCACCCUCACACCUGUCUGCACUGGAACAUUCUAUCCCAGGCUGUGAGAGUUGGGUAAGGGGGCCGGUUCCCCGAGUAUUAGAUUUCACUCAUCAUUCAAAGCAAAAUGCCAUAUUUCAAAGCCUUGAAUCAAAAUGAAUUACCAACUAGCAGUUUUAUAUCAGUGCCCAAAGGAGAGGGGUUGAUGGUGCUUAACAGAGAUGAAGUAUGUGCAGUAAGAAUAUUUAUCCAGAAUUAAAAUAUAGGGUUGUGUAAAGAGGGGCUAAGGGCAGCAGUAAGUUGGAGGAAGAUCAUGCUCCCCGGAGGACCCAGUGCAGCCACAUCUCCAGGUCUCGCUCAGGCUGGCGCUCACACGUGGGUCUCAUCAGUGUGGGAACUAUGCUGUUUACUGACAGGAGGUUUGUAGACAAUCUUACUGACAGCCCAGGACAACACAAAGUCAGGAUUCUGCAUUUCGAUGCCGGACUUUUCAUCUCAAUUUAAGUGAAGUUUUAUCCAAGAUCUGGACCAUCUAAGAGUGAAUAGCUGUCUGCUGUUUCAGUCGUAAUGAGCUGAAAUUGUGUCUCUGUCACUCCAGAGUGGAGAGGACUUUUCCACAGCCCUAUGGAGCUUGCAAUCUGUGAUUGCCUUGUAAAAGGUUGAGUGUGCACGUCACUGCGUUCGGUGCGCAGUGUCCUGUGUGUGUUGGACAGCGUAGAACACAUGGGACCUUGCAAGUAUUGGGUCUUCAACUUCAAGUGCAAUGUGUAUGAAACCAAUCUGAGCCUUGUAUUCUCUUAAAUAUUUAUUAUUUUUUUUAACCGCGCGAGCUGUUCCAGAGAAGGGUUCUCGGGUCAUUUCAGAGCUGUGUGGAGGCACACUCAGCAAUACUGUGUCAGCCGUGACGCUCCCCAGUCACACCCUCCACUACACCCUAGUCCCCUGACAUACUCCAGGUUUGUAAGUUUAGUGAUUUUUUUUUUUUAAAGAUUUAUUUUAUUUAUAUGAGUACACUGUAGCUGUCUUCAGACACACCAGAAGAGGGCAUCAGAACCCAUUACAGAUGGUUGUGAGCCACCAUGUGGUUGCUAGAAAUUGAACUCAGGACCUGUGGAAGAGCAGUCAGCGCUCCUAACCACUGAGCCAUCUCUCCAGCCCAGUUUAGUGAUUUUUACUUACAAAUUUAUCCUUUUUUGCAUUCUAAAAUGUGUUUGUUUUAAAUUAUAUGGAACUGACUUGGUGAGGCAGUCAUUGGUCCCCGGGCAGGCAGAAGCUCUGCCUGUGGGAAUCGGGUUUGGGUUCACUCUUGCAGGGCUCCUCAUAGAGGCUUUGCUUAUUUUGUUUUGAGGGAAAUGUCUGGAGUAAACCUUUGUUUUCUGAAACUACUUUAGCUAAAAGAAAAUGGGUUGUUCUAGACUUUGGAAUGGUUCUUAAAGUUUCCUGGAAAUAAAAAUAAAUGAUUGGCACUUCAAAGACAUUCUUUAGCCAAGACUUCAGUGUCUAGCAGAAACCACAAGUGACUAGAAGAGCAAGUGAUCUUGGUGAUGCACUUGAUUGUAUACAAUGAGUAUUUUUUCUCUUAAACUGGAAAUAAAUCUGUUAGAAAUAAUGUAGCCAAAAAAAAAGGUGAAUCUGAAGGAUGCUUUUGCCAAUAGUUAGAGCAGUUACACUGAACCAAAGUGACUGAGUUUGUACAGAUGGCAAUCCGUACCAAGCAUACUCACUGUCCUGAUCUGAACACCCAGCGAGGUUCAUGUCCGUGCUAAGUUUGCAGCAUUGUGUUCUUUUGCAUUCUUUUUUUACUUUUAUUAAAGGUUCAAAACCAAAAAAAAAAAAAAAGAA